UCUUCUAUCUUAUAAAUUUACGUAUAGCACACAUAUAUAGUGAUGUAAUACUAGCUUUCGUUCCUCGUACCUAGUCCAGCCUCAGAACCCUUCGCGGGUUGGUAAGAAGUCAGUCUUGUUUGAUAAGACGGAAUUAGACAAAGAAAAGAGAAUACUCGACCGGAUUUGAAAAAUGGGUAAAGAUCAAUUGCCUAUCUUGUUGAUGGUGUUGGUACAAUUAGGUUAUGCUGGCACUGCUAUCAUAUCAAAGCUUGUUAUGAAUGAAGGCAUGGAUCCUUAUGUUCACUUGUCUUAUCGCCAAAUUUUUGCCACCAUUUCUAUUGCACCCUUCGCUUACUUUUUCGAGAGGAAAACAAGACCGAAGUUGACACCGUUUACAAUUUUUCUAAUUUUCUUGUGUUCUAUUUUCGGGGUAACAGCAAUGCAAUUGACUUUACUUAUCGGAUUAAAGAAUUCCACUGCAACUAUUGCAACAGCCAUGUCUAACUUAGUCCCAGCAAAUACAUUCCUUCUAGCCGUCCUUUGCGGAGUUGUGGGGUCAAUUGUGGCUAUUAUCGGACUCUAUAGUGUUUUAUGGGGAAAGAAAAAAGAAAUGAAGGGUAAUACAGUGCAUGUUGAGGAGGAGAUGAAGGAAGAUGUGUGUAAAGAGGAUAAUAAAUUGACUAAGAUUGAUGACUUGGAAGUUUCAGAUCUCAUUUAAAAUCACAGUUUUCCCUAUGACCGAAGUCAGAGGCGGAGCCCGAAUUUGAAGUUACUGGAGCCUUUUUAUGUUACUACCAAGACUGACUCUAUAUUUAUAGUGUCGUAUUCUUAGAUAUAUGUUGUUGCACGUAUCUCCAUUUGCGCACAUGUUUAAUUACCGUGCUAUUGCUA
This is a messenger RNA of Nicotiana attenuata, 873 nucleotides long. RefSeq names its product WAT1-related protein At1g09380-like. Gene Ontology annotation, cellular component: plasma membrane. The record is from RefSeq and is a predicted model, not a curated record. Bases 173 to 700 code for a protein of 175 amino acids. Lineage: Eukaryota; Viridiplantae; Streptophyta; Magnoliopsida; Solanales; Solanaceae. The transcript has 4 exons. Gene Ontology annotation, molecular function: transmembrane transporter activity.